GCUGGCCACCCACCCCCUCGUGUUAAGGCUACACGGAGGAUCUUUGUGCCUAUGGAUGUGUACGUGUUUAUUAGGUGUAUGUGCAUACUCUGUGUGUGUGUUUAUAUAGGUGUGUCCGUGCAUGCGUGUGUGUAAAUGUUUAGGUGUGUGUCGGUGUAGUUGUAUGGGUGUGCAUGGAAUACAUGCCAAUAGUUAAGAGAGAGUGAUCGUGGUGGUGGUGAUCAUGCCGGCAUAGGUGAUGCCGAGAUUGAGAUUGAUGAUGCGAAUGGACGGUGCAUUGUUAAUGCGGUGAGUCGACGGGACACAAUCAAUCGGCAGCGGAGCGGAGUAAUUCGACAACGGGUGACUCAUGGACACUCGCCAAUAAGCAAUAGAUGGGCACUAUUGGAAUUCGGAACAAGAGGCGAUACAAAGCAAUCGACUGUACGUAGGCGAACAAUAGGCAAUAGGAAUAGGUAAUUCAAUGUCGGAACGACGCAUAUUGUAACAGAUACACGGUGGAGGAGCAGUUGACAAUAGAUGCUCAAUAGCUCAACACCCGGGCAGCGGUGAACAAUGAGAGGAUACGGUCUGUGUCCACUAACAUUGACAACUGCGGUAGCAAUGGACAAUAGAAAAUACACAGACAGGUAUGAACAGCCAAUAGACGAAUAUGUGAAUAGGUGACCAUGCGACAAUGGGUGACCAUGAGACAAUGGGUGAGCAAGAGACAAUAGGUGAGCAAGAGGCAAUAGGUGGCAUGUGAACAAUAUGAAUGUUGAACUUCUUUUGCGCCUUACGUAGCCAACCGUGCUAAUCGGAGGUGCGGGGGAAGAACAACAACAAGAAUAAACACGUGGCGGAGGGAGGGAGCACGCUGCAAAUAGCCUGUUUAAGGCUGCACGGGGGAUCUCUGUCUUUGCGUGAGUGUAGCUGCUGCCAUGGGAGGGGUCCUGCUGGCUGUGGGGGGCCCAGCCCCCCCUCGCUGGCCGCUCAUCUGGGUCGUCUUGGUGACGUGGGGGUCGUGCACCUGGGCCCACGAGCGCGGGGUCCGUGAUGACGCGUUCGCCAUCCCCCGCUCCACGAUCCCGCACCACGCUCUGGGCAGCACUGUCCGCCGCGUGGCUGUGCGUGUGGGGGGAGGCGGGGCGCUGGCACUUUCUCCGGAUGGGGCGACGCUCCUCGUCGGCGCCUGCGAGGGCCUCGUUGUGCUCAACGCUCACCAGCUUGACCACCAGCCCCGCACGAUUGUGUGGAAUGCCACGACUGCCAGCAAAGAGGAGUGCAUAAGGAAAGGGAGACACCCUGAGAGGGAGUGCCUUAACUUUGUGCGCGUGCUGCACUUCGUGAACGCGUCCCACCUGUACACAUGCGGCACGCACGCCUUCGACCCCCAGUGUACAUACGUGGAUAUGCGCUCACUGCAGCUGUUGUUUCCCACGGAGGCGGGCCGGGGCCGGUGUCCUUACCACCCGACGCAGCCCUUCUCAUCUCUCAUGGACGACGGAGACCUGUAUACAGCGACUGUGAGUAACUUCCUGGGCUCGGAGUCAGUGAUCGCUCGCUCUAUGGGAUCGCGACCCCACCUCAAGACUGAGCCACUUUCCAGCUGGCUCAACGAACCCACUUUUGCUGGAUCGGCGUUUGUGAGAGAAGACGAUGACGGUGGUGCCGAUGGCGGAGAUGGUGACAAUGGCGACGAGGACGACGAUGACGACGAGGACGACGAUAAGAUUUACUUCUUCUUCAGUGAAACGGCCAAGGAGUACGACUUCUACACGCGGCCCAGGGUGGCACGCGUGGCACGCGUGUGCAAGGGAGACGUGGGUGGACUCCGCACGCUACAGCGCCGCUGGACUAGUUUCCUGAAAUCGCACUUGGAGUGCGGCGCCACCCCGCACACCCCACCCCACCUCCUCUCCCAAGUGCGGGGGGCCCAGCUGUCCCGGGGGGCCCUCUACCUGCUUCUCACUGGGGGGCCCACCUCCCGGCUCUCGGCCGUGUGUGUUUACCGCAUGGCGGAUGUGAGAGCCGCAUUCCGCGGCUCCUACCGUCACCACGACGACGCCACGCGCAAGUGGAUCACCUACCCUCGUAGCGUGCCAGACCCCCGACCUGGAGCGUGUGUGAGCGCAGGUGUGCGAGCCCGUGGCUUCCCGCGUUCCUCCUCUCUCCCUGACCGCACGCUCUCCUUUGCGCUGGAGCACCCUCUCAUGUUCAGCUCAGUUCGGCCCUCCAACCCCGCCAGCCCUACCAACACCACCACCGACUCCACCGCCGACUCUACCACUACCGCUGCGGCCAUCUUGGCUGUGCGUGGAGACUCGCUGGCGGCCAUAGCGGUGACGCAUGUGGAGGUCGCCACAGCAACAACGAAGGCGACAGCCUACCCUGUGCUUUACCUUGCCGGCGAACGAGGUGUGCUGUACAAGGCCGUCCUAAUUGGCUCGUUGUCACACAUCAUCGAGGAAACCCGCCUAUUCCCCGAGCCGCAGCCAAUCAGCCGUCUGCUUCUCUCAGCCAAUCAGCGCGCAGUGUUUGUGUUGGCCGAGGCCUCGUGCCUGCAGCUCCCCGCCGCCUCGUGCUCGCGCCUCACCUCCUGCGCCGACUGCAUCCUCGCUCGUGACCCGCACUGCGGCUGGGACGCGCGCACACGCACGUGCAGACACAUUCACAGUCACAGGGGAGGGCGGCUGCUGCAGAAUGUGGAGACGGGCAUCACGGCCGGGCUGUGCGAUGUCACUCGCACCGACACCACGGUUCUGCUGCUCGACGUCCCCGUGUCCCCGUGGCUCCCGGCCAUCUUCCUCCCGUGCCCUCUGACCUCGAACCUGGCGCGCGCCACCUGGAUGCACAACCUCCGACCUUUGACGCCAGUGCAGGGCCCGCUCGGGGUCCCCAUGGGGCAGGGCCCCAGCCAGGAGCCCCCCGGCCCACCCCCCACGCCAUCCCCGCGCCGCCUGGUGGUGGCGUCGGACCUGGACCCCCAUCCAGGGGUACGCGCGGUGGGGGGGUCGCCCCUCGACCGGGGCGCCUUGCCCGAAGCUCCCCUCCCCGCGGGUCCCCUGGCGGCGACCUCGGCCCAAGCGACCCCCCGCUGGGUCCCUGUGGCCCCCCGGGAGGGUCCUCCGGGGCUGCUGGUGUUCACGGACGGAGGGGGGGCGGAGCUGUCGUACGUGGCCGGCGAGUACCGCUGCUGGGAGGAGGAGGGGGAUGCGCGGCGUGCCGUCGCGGCAUUCCGCCUCGUGGUGGGGGGCGCUGGAGGCCCCGCCGGAUCCCCCGCCGCAUCCUGCAGGGUCCAGUGUGCCGUGUACCUGCCCGGGUGGCUGCUCAUGGCUGCGGCGGUGACCGUCCUGGCGGCCUCUACACUUUACGUGCACCGGCGGAGAGACCGGGAGAGUGGGGAGGGGAAGGAGAAUGGAGCACCAGGAGUGUCCAACGGAAACAUCUCUCACACUCCCAGUGAAGCGCACGUCAUGCAAUCGGACACAUCCGUGAAGAGCAGCAACACGCACAUAGACACCCGUCAACAUGCACAGACAGAUGCACGUACAGACACAACCACAGAAGAUACCCGUCAACACACACAUACAGAGACAGUACCUGGCACGGGGACACACACACAGACACAGACAUGCACGCAGUGACCACACACAAACACAGACACCCACAAACGCUCGCAGACUCACACAAACAGGGAAUGGCUCUGACGUCCAGCUAGGCAGCUUUACCUGGGCCUGCCCAACAUCAUAAUGGUAACAGUGGCUGUGAGUUACAGGCUGGUAUGGGCUCGCCUCCCUAUCUAUGGCAGGGGAGGAAUGGUCCAAAUAGGUGGAUUACGCCCCCAUUGAAGAUGAACAUCAGUAGAGGGAUGCAGACAAGGCUUAUGAGUCUUUGACCUCCUGCCAGGUGAUGGCUAAAGUGACCCCUGGGGAUAGUCAUCCAAUACAUUGUUUUGGGAUCGGCACAUCCAGACAUUAAGAACUAGUGACGAGACAGCAAAUGCGGAUCUUGACACCAGGACCUACUGUGGAGCUGAUCUGUCCGCUGACCAUCGGCUUUUCAUCUGUAAGAUGCGCCUGCCAUUCUUCCACUCCUGUGGUGGGCGUCCACCGAGGACCUCAUUCAAACCCACAGUAGCCUGGUCUAGGCUAGCUGACGAAAGUUGCAGGUGAGAAUUCGAUCAUUGGUUGUGGCUGAGGUUGACACCCCCCCCCCUCUAAUAUUAAAAGGAAAUGGGUGAGGUUCCGGACUGUGGCUCAUGCAGCUGAUUUUGCUGUAUUGUGUAUGCAGUCCAAACACUCCCAAAACUGGUUAAUGGAGGAGAUGAUCCAUCUAGUUGAGAAAAAGCAGCAGGUCCACUCUUACCAUAUAUAACAUCUCGCAGGCUUUGCUCAGAGGUUCACAGAGCCAUACGGCACUACAAGGAUAAGUGGUGGUUUUGAGUUGCUGAGCAAAUGGAACAUGCCUCAGCAGAGAUGGAAUCUCGCGACCACAAAUCACUCUUCAACAUCUUCACACACACAAACUGAUUCUGACACAAAGGUAAACGAUACCAUUUUUAUUCCUAUAGCGUGUAAAUGCAAAUGCAUCUCUAGAAAUUGUCUAGAGGCAGUGGAACUUGGGCAUCUUGGUGAAAGGAGACAUAUUUAUUUACUUAAUUUAUAGACCAAAAGGGGCAUCCAGUGUUUGGGAUAGGAAACGAGAACGGACUUAAGCCACGGCAGCACGGGAUGGCUGGGGAAGGGAGUUUCAGACUUGGAGGCAGCACAGGAGAAUAAGUGAUCUCCCACUGAGCGAAAAUUCACUGGGGGCUUUGACGGAAAUACUUGGUUACUGGAACAGAGUGCGUGGAGGGGAGUAGAGUGGAUGAGAGGGGAGAGGUGGUAUAGUACAUGGAGGGGAAUAGAGUGAGAUGAGAGGAGAGAGGUAGGAGAGUGU
Messenger RNA from Petromyzon marinus (sea lamprey), 4920 nucleotides. Lineage: Eukaryota; Metazoa; Chordata; Hyperoartia; Petromyzontiformes; Petromyzontidae. The record is from RefSeq and is a predicted model, not a curated record.